UAUGCUUCUACGGUUCCCAGUACGACAUGCUUGCAUUGCAUGGUAGCAUAGGUGCAGACCCAUCCUACCACAUCCUUCUGAUGGGUAGGGAGGCGAGGUCUUGGGGGUAGUGCAAGUCGCUGUGAUCCCCAAGGCAAGUUUGGUGGACUAACCUUCCCGAGGUUGCCGACCCUGUUCUUGGUCUAAUACCCUAUGCAUUAGACGUAACUAAAACCACCAAGCGAACUAUUGCAGGGAUGUAGAGGUCAUGUCCUUGCGAGUUCAUCAUCCAAGAUAGAAAGACGGUGGACAGUGAAUGACCUCCCGCGUGUUUGUGCCGUGCGCGGGGACCCGUACGUGGGGAUGAAGGAGUCCUGGUGGUUGAGUGGAGUAGUGCGCCGGUUAUAGUUGUGCGCUACACACAACACACCUCUUUGGUCUGGAUUUCCCCUCACACGGGAGGCCGUGGAUUAGCUGACCUCGGUCAACCGGCUGUGGUAUCCCAUUAGCGGGCUACUGAGCGAGAGUCGGGGUGUGGAGGGGAGGCCGUCGGCGUGGUACGGGACUCAGGGUGAGUUUGCGUCAUCGUCUCGUGAUGCGAAUAGACUAGUACUCUCUUGCUGCGUGCGGACGCGUCUGCCCUUCUACGCGCUGGCUCUAUACCGAAGGAGUAGCUCUGACGUCGCUUGCUGAGCAAGGGGCGUCCCCGACUUGAGGGCUCCGUGGCGGGUGGAGAGCUCUGACGGUGAAUUUAUUCCAUACCACCUCAUGGAUAAAGAGGCAAAACAUAUAAACCAGCACAAAGCUGCAUCCACAAAUGCGCCUACAACAAACAUACCCAGGGUUGCGUCGCAGGAGGUGUCGCGGUGCAAGCCACCAAUGGCACGAUACUCUGAUGCCCCUGUCUCACACACGGAUGCACCCACUAGGGCAGCAUCCGAGACUCCAAAGGAGAGGGAAGCGGCUGAGUAUGCGCCAAACCGGGAUGCACCCUUAACCGUACCCCCUCCAAUGGUAUCCCAUAUACCACCGCACAAGGAUGCGUCCACUGUUGCGGCCAGGUUGACUGCGUCGGUCGAGUCAAAGAUAGCAACUCCGAAGGAUGCUACAGCAAUGUCUGCGUCUGUAAGGGGGGCAUCCGAAGCAAGAACGAUGCGGAAGACCGAGGCUGCGACGGUGAGCACGUCCAGUGCACAAACCUCGACCAUAGACAUGUCGGCCCUGAAAUCUGCAAUUCAGGAACCGACUCUCACAAUGGUCCUAAGCUCUUCAAAAAGGCGACGGCUCAGGAAAGCCAAAAGAGCGACGGAACAGCGGAAGCUGGCUACCGGCGUUCAGAAGCUAACUGAGAAUGCUGGAACUGCCCCCGCUGCUACCACAGCAGCAGGAGGCGGGAAAAGGGCACCGAAACCGACUAGGUCCUCUGCAGCGCUCAAGUCUAAUGGCUCUAAGUGCAGUAAGAGACCUAGAGAGGAUAACCAAACUAAAAAACCAAAAUUAAGCAACCAACAAAUAAAGGGCCAAAAACGCGAUCGGCCGGAGGAAACCGUGACACCGACUAGGGAGAGUAAUAGGGUAAAACCCAACAAACCCCAGCUGGAGUCAGGGAUCUCGGCCAGCUACGCGAAAGCGGCAGCAUCCUACAAAGCCAAUGAGCUUUAUGUUGCCGUGAUGACUGAGCCCUUCAUAGACAUGACACAAGAACAGGCGGAUAACAUCCGCCUACAGAUCGAGGGUAAAAUCAAAGAUGAUCCGCUCAUGGCGGAUCUUGAAGCUACCCUGACAAUGGAACCCAACGACAUCAGGUUCCGGGGUAGAGCCCACUUCUCAGAUGGUGUCCUCAAAACUUGGUGCGAGGACACCUUCACACUGAGAUGGCUGACCGAAGCAUGUGAUGUCAUCAACAAUCCCAUACCGGACACCAGGCUGAUGGUUAGGCCUCAAUCAGCAAUUCCGAAGAAAGUGCCGUGUCUACUGCAUAUUCACUGGUAACAUGGAGGCUCUACGGAAACUGAUUACGAGGCAGAACCGCCACCUCAAUAAUUAGAUCUUGGACCCUGACUCACGAACGUAGAACACAGGACCCGACAGGCGUAUCUCUGUUCUUUCGUAUGCCGGAGUUUAAGAUCUCAAAUAUCAAAGUACAUGAACGCCGCAUAUAUUACCUGAUGGGGAACAUCUACAUCCGCAUUCUGGAAAAAGAUGAACCCUCAGAGGUAAUUGUCGCUAUACUAACCACUGCCAGGACGGAGUCAUCGGGGCCAAAGUUACCCACGUCAAUGACGGAGGUAGCUGCGGUCGCCGAGACAAACGUCCCCAUGGAGACAGUUCCACAACCACCCUCACCGGUACAACUAACCUCGGAUGACGAGUUCUUUCAGGAAACCGGGGGGAGUGAAUUCAGCGACAGCUGUUUGCGCUCCUCCCCCUCGCCGGACUGACCUUAUCCAGACCAACCUCCAGCACAGCCAAACAGCGUCGGCUUCCCUACGCAGACUGCUGGAGACCAUCGCCAACCCGAAGACCAUCGCCGCGAUCCAGGAGCUGUGGAUCAGGAAUGGCAAGAUAUGCGGCCUGGGUAGCCGGUGGUAAACUUGUACUGGAUACCUCCGGACCUUACAGCUAUCUAGAAACGCGCAUCCAGACAUCGUCCUGGCAUUCGCCUACUUACCGGGUGACGAGGACGUGCCCACUCCAGAACUCGGCCUUCUGACUGACUACUGUGAGAGGGUGAAACCGGAGCUCAUCAUCGCAGAAGACUCCAAUGCGCACCACGCGUUAUGCGGUAAUGCUACCAACGCUCGUGAAUAAUUAGCUCGGAGGUAGACAAACUGACGAUACCAACCACCAUUGAUGUACAAAACAUCGACAAACAUGUAAAUAACCUAACGUCCCUACUUCUGACCAGCUUUGAACAGUCGUGUCCCCUUACCAUGCCUAGGUGGAACUGGAGAGACACCGAAAGAAGGUCGGGAAGCUGUUUAAUAGAGCAGUUGCAGAUGGAAGAUUUGAUUCCACAAUUUCAAAAAAAAACGCUUCAGUAUAAAUUUCUUCGAUAUAUAUUCUAUAAAGAGAGGCUUUAAUACAGUCAACCUUUAAUUGGUGUCUCUGAUUCUCAUAUUCUUACUUUGAUUGUUUCUUACUUUAGCCUAAUCUAGGUCCAAUUUAAGUUCGUGAUUACGUUUAUAUAUUUAUACCAUCAGAUAGUUGUUUAAUGCGUUUAUUCUGGAUCUCAGUAGUAAUUCUAAUAUUAGAAGAAAACAUCGGACGUUUGCUUUCACAGUGCUAACUUGUUUCUUACCAAGACUCUCAAUAGCACCAACCAAAAGGCUGCAUAAAACAAGUAAUUCUUUCCAAGGAAAUUCAAUACGUUUUUUCAAUGAAAUUCUUGGUUAUAUACAAGUGUUGUCAGAAAAUAAAUCGUACGUUAAAGUAAAGCUACUUGCUAAGGCCUAUUAUAAUACAAAUGAAUAUUUAAACGCUAGCUAACUAUUUCCUAGUGCUUAGAUAUGUAACGCGACUGAAUCUCUCGGCUGCAUUUCCAGACUCUGGGGCGAUCGUCAACAACCACUUCUUAAUGUAAAGUGGGAACAAACCGUGAUCCAUGUGGUAUCGAAUUAUUUCAGUAUAAUUAGUAUUAUUAUUUUCUUAUGUAGCCAAGUUCACAUUUCAAGGACUGGUCUUACUUGAAUUCGUGUAUGCGGUGAUAUUAUUUAUUU
Messenger RNA from Pieris brassicae (large cabbage white), 3698 nucleotides. RefSeq lists its product as uncharacterized. The record is from RefSeq and is a predicted model, not a curated record. The coding region runs from base 748 to 1971 and encodes 407 amino acids. The transcript is spliced from 4 exons. Lineage: Eukaryota; Metazoa; Arthropoda; Insecta; Lepidoptera; Pieridae.